Molecule: messenger RNA, 285 nt
Organism: Ambispora gerdemannii
Lineage: Eukaryota; Fungi; Glomeromycota; Glomeromycetes; Archaeosporales; Ambisporaceae
Source: the annotation of a GenBank genome assembly
AUGGUAGUUAUAACAAGAGAUGGUGUUACUUUGGAAUUGCAUGAAAGCAUUGACUUUGCAGAUGCACUUAGAAAAAUAACGAAUGACUUAGCUAGUGACUGUAUAUGUCCAUCUAACAUAAUCGACCAGGAAGAAUACUUGAAGAAUCUCAUAAACCAUUUCUCUGCAGCCUUCCCAUUAUGUAACGUUCUUGCUACAAACAAAAAUCAUACAAUUCUUGGUCAGUACAAACACUUCCACUAUGAACAACCAGCGAAGGUGGCUUCUGCCACUGGAGAUUUAGAG